AUGGCGGUAGCUAUGGAGGCCUCAAUCCUGGAUUGUGAGAUGUCCAUGAAAACAGUUCGCCUCGAGAAGGAAUACGAAAGGGCUCUUGCAGACUCAGCGCAUCUUCUUGAUGUGGAGAAAGAUCGCGUCAGGCGGAUGGACCAAUUGCUUCUUCAAUUCGAGAGUGAAAACCUGCGAUCGCAAUUAGAUCAAGCCAAUGCGCAGUUACGUGGACUCAUACGCGCCAAGUCGGACACACUCCUCCAAUUAGACGAGGCUUGCCAGGAAAUUGAUCGCCUAGAUCGCCAUGUACAGGCAUCAUCAAGCGAAAUUGGGAAGUUGAAGGACGAACUUUCAGCCAUGAACAGUACUUCGACAAGCUACAAUACCCUCCUUUCCGAAAAGUUACAUCUAAGCCGAGAAAUUUUCAACUUGAAAUCAGAGCUAGACCGAUUAAGAUCCCAAAACUCUUCUCACCAGGCAUCCGUAGCUGGGAAACAAGAAAUGGAGCGGCUGUUGAAUUCCUUGGAGGUUCAGCUUGAAAGUGAAAAACAUUCCCACGAGCGCACUCGAGCCAAGAAUUUGCAGCAGGAGACGGAGAUAAGUACGCUUGUAGCGAAGGUCGAGGAACUACAAGGCGAACUCACGAAAGAGCUGCGAGCGAAGCAACAAUAUGAACGAGACAACCGUCAGCAAGCCUUGGGAUGGGAAAACCAGCGCGGUGUACUCGAGGGCAAGAUUGAGACACUGAGAAAGCAGCUUCGGUCAAACAAGGACAAAGCGCAGGAGGCUCAGCACGAUUUGCAGCAGAAACGCACCACUGUCCGGAACCACGAUACUGAGGGCACUGACCCGCGAUCUCGAAUGAUCCCUCUACAGCGUCCUGGUCCCAGUGCCGAUUACCAGAAUGGCGUCACUAUCGCAACGCCUGGAGCUGUUCGCGUGCAAGAAAAAGUAAAACGACAGUCGGCAUUGCCUGGCGACAAAUCAGCAUUCUCGAUUACUCCGUUCCUAAACCGAACUGGUGCUCAUCAAGCUUCUCCGUCCAGCUCAGACCUAGACAACGAAGAGGUUGGCCAGGCAAUGGCAGACAUCCAUUCACCCCUCAGAGCCCGCAUCACCCAUGACCCAAGUGGCCUGGACUCAUCCCCCACGGAUCAGCCAGAUUUGAUACGACGCAUUGACAACGAAGAAAAAGCAAGUUUCAAAAUCCGACAAGGAAAGGCUCCCAAUGAGCCCAAAAGAUCUAUCAAACGGCCUGAUGAAAAGUUGCCACUGAGGGAAGUGGAUGCAUACCCAGAUCUCUCAACGGACCACGGACAGACAAAGAUAAAAAAACGGAAGCUUGGGGCUCAGCGGGACCGAAAUUUAUUCGAGGACGAUGAAGAGGAUCUUCUUGAACGCAGAAAGCCAGGGCGCAAGGUUGGACUGGGAGCAGGUCGGAUCUCGGUGCUUGCGAAUGCACAGGUUUCUGGUGCACCAGUCGGUGAUAGACCACCGAGAGCUUUGGGAUUCGGAGGAUUUUCACCUCUGAAGCGAGACCGUAAGCGAUGA
Messenger RNA from Penicillium pulvis, 1533 nucleotides. RefSeq lists its product as uncharacterized. The coding region runs from base 1 to 1533 and encodes 510 amino acids. The transcript is spliced from 3 exons. The record is from RefSeq and is a predicted model, not a curated record. NCBI's taxonomy places the organism in Eukaryota, Fungi, Ascomycota, Eurotiomycetes, Eurotiales, Aspergillaceae.